This is a messenger RNA of Chilo suppressalis (striped riceborer), 2179 nucleotides long. NCBI's taxonomy places the organism in Eukaryota, Metazoa, Arthropoda, Insecta, Lepidoptera, Crambidae. The record is from the annotation of a GenBank genome assembly.
GCUCAUUUCGAAUCCCACAACGCUGAACACGAUACGGUAACAGGAAAAGUGCGCGUCGUUUUUGGUGCACCCUGUGUAUGUGCGCGCGAGACUACGCGAGCGCGCAUAAAACCGCGAUGCAGCCACGCUCCGAACCAAUCGCACGCAAACUUGCACGCCGCUCGUUGACAUACAAAAUGAACAUAUUACUUACGACGUUGGCUAUCCUAGUGAUCGGGACUACCGCCGAAUCGAACAGCAAAGCGCGCACAGUAUGCUACUUCACCAACUGGGCUGUGUACAGGCCCGGCGUGGGCAGGUACGGCAUCGAGGACAUUCCGGUGGACCUGUGCACCCACAUCAUCUACUCGUUCAUUGGCGUCACUGAGAACACCAGCGAGGUGCUCAUCCUCGACCAAGAGUUGGAUGUCAACAAGUGUGGUUUCAAGAAUUUCACAGCGUUGCGGUCUUGCCACCCCAACGUCAAAUUCAUGGUCGCGGUGGGCGGAUGGGGCGAAGGCGGCUCCAAGUACUCCAAAAUGGUCUCCAAGAAUAACACCAGAACAGCCUUCGUCAGAAGCGUUGUUGAUUUCCUGAAGAAAUACGAUUUCGACGGGCUCGACCUGGACUGGGAGUACCCUGGUGCCAUCGACCGCGGUGGCUCCUCCUCCGACAAAGACAACUUCCUGUGCCUGGUGCGAGAGCUGAGGAGGGCCUUCAUCAGAGCCGGGAAAGGCUGGGAGUUGACUGCUGCCGUGCCACUUUCGAGCUCCAGACUGAACGAGGGAUACCACGUUCCGGACUUUCCGCCCUCAGGGAACUGGAUGCGGUCCACGUGAUGUCGUACGAUUUGCGUGGCAACAGCGAUGGUUUCGCCGAUUUAAAUUCUAUAACAGAAAACAGCAAGAAGCUGAACAAUUUGAACAUUUUCUUACUGACAAAAAUGUUAGCAAAUGAUUGUGAAUUUUGUACUAAUUGUAAAGAAAAAAUUAUUCGAGACAGGCUAGUUUUCGGUACAACUGACACAGAUUCGCAAAAUCAACUUAUAAAAAAAGGCGACCCUAACUUGGACGAUGUUGUUAGAAUGCUAAUAAUAACAGGAUUGAGUGAAGAUCACAUUCGUGACAUCAGAAAGUCUGAAGUAAACACUGUUUCUACAAACUUUAAAGAAACACAGAAUAAAAGACAAAAGCAAUCUUGUCUCAGAUGUGGAUAUGAGCAUAAAUAUGGUCAGUGCCCAGCCUUUAACAAGACGUGUGCAAAAUGUCAAGGAUCAGAUGUUAAUAUUAUUCCAAUCAAACUCUUUAAGCAAAUAGCAGCAAGCUCGUCUUUUCCUUUGCAGUUAAACAAAAGUUCAGCUGUGCUAGAGAGCUGGAAUGGGUAUAAAACACCUAUUGAAGGUACUAUUAGACUAACCACAAAUUUAAAUGAAGGAAAAUUUUAAGAACUUUUUUGUAUUGUCGGUGGAGACUUGUCAGUGCCCAUUUUAUCCCGGGACACUUGUGUCAAAUUAAAUUUAGUAAAAAGAGUGGAAUCAUGUGAAAAGACAUAUGACUUUGAAAAAGAAAUGUUGAUAAAAAAUAACAAGGAUUUAUUCACUGGCAUUGGUAAGAUUGAAAAACCAUAUGAUUUAAAAUUAAAAAAGAACUCUGUUCCAUCUUCGAAAACCCCAUAUAGAGUGCCAUUAAAAAUUAGGCCUCAGUUAAAAGCUGAACUAGAUAGAUUAACAAACUUGGGUAUAAUUUCAAAAGUUGAUGAACCCUCAGAUUGGGUAAAUAGGCUAGUAAUAGUUGAAAAACCAAAUGGUACUAUUCAUUUAUGCUUAGACCCUAAAGAUUUAAAUAAAUGUAUAGUAAAGGAUUAUCGUUCAAUCCCAACUGUUUCGGAAUUGUCAGUUAAAAUUCAGAAAGCUAAAUAUUUUUCGGUAUUAAACCUAAAAGAUUCAUUUUUUCACAUAGUACUAACAGAAAACAGUUCUAAAUAUUGCACAUUUUCUAGUAUAUUUGGCACAUACAAAUUUAAUAGAUUACCUUUUCGUAUAGCCGUAGCAUCUGAAGUAUUUCAAAAAUAUUUAUCUGAAUUUUUUUCCGAUAUUGAAGGGGUUAUAAAUUACAUAGACGAUACACUUAUCUUUGCAAGUACUGAGGAGGAAAUGAAUUUGAUUUUAGAUAAAGUUUUUUCACAAGCUAGAAAAUUUUAA